Sesamum indicum (sesame) is the source of this 1267-nucleotide messenger RNA. Its product is annotated as zinc finger CCCH domain-containing protein 31. The record is from RefSeq and is a predicted model, not a curated record. Gene Ontology annotation, molecular function: metal ion binding; mRNA binding. Lineage: Eukaryota; Viridiplantae; Streptophyta; Magnoliopsida; Lamiales; Pedaliaceae.
CUCUCUCUCUCUCUCUCUCUCUCUCUCUCAAGAAAUCCGUUAGCCAUUCUGCCAAUUUAUUUGUACUUUCUCUCUCUAGGGUUCGUCUCGCUUUGUUAAUCAUUUGAUCUUCUUUUCUUGUGGUUUCUAUUUGUAGUUCUCGAUUCUCACUGCUCUUUUUCUUGAAAUUUAAAAUCUCUCUCUCUCUCUGUGCGUGUGUGUGUGUGGAAGUUUUGUGUAAGUUUUUCUUGUUGGUUGAAGGAGAGAAUUAGGGAAUGGAAUUGGGAGGCUCGAAAAAGAGAGGUGAAGACGAGGGUGAUGGCACUGGCGAUGGCGGUUCCAAGAGAUUCAAGCAAGAAAAGGAGUCUAUUACAACUGGUAUAAGAAGGACGGUGUUGCCAUGCAGUUGGUUUUUCAGCCCUUCUGGGUGUUCUUUGGGGAAUAGAUGCCAGUUCCUGCAUUAUGUUCCUGGUGGCAUCAAGGCUGUAACUCAAAUGCUCGGCCGCAAUCCAGCCCUUCCAGCUGCUCCCAGCCAUCCAGCAGUUCCUCCAUCUUUUCGACUUGCAUCAGCCAUCCAACCUCAGUUCUGCUAUCGAUUCAAUACGGCAGGCGGGUGCAUGUAUGGGAAGAGGUGCUAUUUCUUGCACAGCAAGCAUGAGCUUGGCAGGUCAACAAUGCCAUUUCACGGGAACCUACAUGCUAUGGAACCAAUUCCACCAAACCGUGGGGCAGCAGCCAGCUUCGAAGCCUCUGCUACUGUUAAGAUCAGUAUUGAUGCUUCUAUGGCAGGAGCCGUCAUUGGCGUAGGUGGAGACAUGUCCAAGAAAAUCUGCCGCUUGACAGGAGUCAAGUUAUCCAUAAAAGAUCAUGAGUCUGAUCCUAAACUACGAAACGUUGAACUCAAGGGUACAUUUGAUCAGAUCGGACAGGCCAGCCAAAUGAUUCAUCAACUUAUAAUCCAUGUCAGUGCAUCAUCAGGAUCCGGCAUAAAGACCCCGGCAAGCUCUGCUUCUCGCAAGUACUACAAAACGAAACUUUGUGAGAACUUUGCUAAAGGACCUUGCAACUUUGGAAACCACUGUCUCUUUGCACAUGGAGCAGAAGAAUUGCGAAAGCCAGAGGUGUGAGUUCUUAUGUGCAGCUUUGAUUCUCCUAUUCUGAUCUUGUUGGUGGCUUUAGCUGUUGUCUGUUUUCUCCUCAUCACAGAAAGGGGUGGAUGUAAUUGUUGUAUCAAUCGACUUCUCUACAUGAAAUUUUAGUUUAGCUCUGUGGUUGUGUUUCUUACUUG